GUGGCCGAGGAUAAGCCGCAGAGAGGGGCGCGGGGGGUGCCUGAGCGCAUGCGUCGUGCGCUUUUCACUCCGACGAUCCCUCCCUCUCAGUUGACUUACAGCCGUCGCGAGCGGUCGCUGUGCCGUCAUGUGUCGCUCACCAACUUUCUCGAGUAGAGAUGUGAUACGGUAUCGUGUACAAGAAGUGGUGUACGUGUAGACAAUAAAAGUUCUGACAAUUAAUUUGGAUAGUGACAUUAAAUUAAAACUUUUUUAAACCAAUGUUUUGUGAACAGUGACUACAGAAAUACCAAAAUGAAGUGGCUAAUAGUGGCAGUGAUGGUGGUGGUGUCAAAAACAAUUACGGCUGGGAUUGCUCCCCCUGGAUCUUGCCCUGCAGUGUGUGUGUGCAAGUGGAAGGGUGGAAAACAAACUGUAGAGUGUGUGGAUCGGGCGCUUAUCACAGUUCCUGAACCCGUAGAUCCUGCUACGCAAGUACUGGAUCUUUCAGGAAAUAAUUUACAAAUUCUACCUCAGGAAGCUUUUGAACGAACUGGACUAGUUAACCUUCAACGAGUGUAUUUACGUAGUUGUAAUAUAGGUCAAAUAAACGAACGAGCAUUUAAGGGCCUAACCAAUUUAGUUGAGUUAGACCUCUCUCACAAUUUACUUACCCAAAUACCUUCUUAUAGUUUCAAGGAUGCUCCAUUUCUCAGAGAUCUUACAUUGGCUAACAAUCCUAUUUCAAAACUUCAUUCAGACGCUCUCAGUAAUCUCGGAAGCGUAGUAAAACUUGACUUAUCAGGAUGUGAUAUCAGAGAUAUAGCAGCUGAGGUGUUCAGGCACUUACAUUCUUUGGAAUCAUUGAAAUUGAACGGCAAUAACUUGCGAGAUCUACCUUUGUCUUUCCUGGAAAGAAUUGAAAAGUUAAGAGUUAUCGAUUUGUCUGAUAAUCCUUGGACCUGUGACUGCCGACUUCGUGAUCUUAAAUUGUGGCUGUCGAAACAUAAAUUAUUCUUGUCGCCGAGUUGUGCUUCACCACCUCGUUUAGAAAAUAAACCGUUUUCGGAACUGUCUCUCGAACAAUUCGCCUGUAAACCGGAAAUAUUACCCGUAAGCAGACACGUGGAGGCUGCUGUAGGAGACAAUACUACCAUCGUAUGUAGAACGGAAGCCAUGCCAAGUGCAAAUAUUAACUGGUAUUGGAACGGGCGCUUGUUAAUAAAUGGGACUAGUUUUAACUCACACCAAAAAAUUUAUAUUUUUGAAGAGGGCGAAGUUAAGAAAAAAUCAACACUUAUUCUUACGAACACUCAAGAAUCAGAUUCGACCGAGUUUUAUUGUGUUGCUGAAAAUAAAGGAGGCAACGUGGAAGCUAACUUUACGGUUCAUGUCAUACACAUGGCUGCUGGAAUAUCGUCGUUAGGAAACGCUCAAAUUGCGAGUCUUGGUGCGGCACUGUUUUUAGUUAUAAUUGUAAUUUCACUGGGCUUAUUAAUUACUUUUGUAAGAUUCCGCCCUACGCCUGCUUGUGAAAGUAAAACACCAAACACUUUAGAUAGAGUCGUUUCGGGAAACGAAGUACACCCUACAGUCACUGAUAGACCGCAUGUAGCGGUUUUGGCUAAUCGACAAGACUCUCCGAACUAUGAUGACGUCAAAUGUAACCCAGUAUUAAAACCACCAAGAACAAAUGAUAUAGCUUAUACGACGAACCACUACGAAGGUCGAGGAAGCUUAGUCACAGCGGGAGGGCCGGUGGUUGUUUCUCCAACGGUGUCCGGCGGUAUCGAUCCUGAUCUCAUUAAUGAUACUAGACCAGAGAGUGCUAAUCGUCCAGGAAGUGGCGAAUAUGCGCGAGAGACAUCAGAUUCGUUAUACCCAUCUGGUCUCUGGGAUCAAAUCAAGAUGAAUCAAGCGAAUAAUUUGGCUCGCGCGAUAAGUUCAGCGAUACCUGCGUAUUAUAAUGACCGAACACCGAUAAUAGAAAAUAGUAGUGUAAGUGGAUCGCAGGAGGAGUUGGGAUACAUGAGCCGGACGUUUCCACGAUCACACGCUAUUUCGACGGCGAACGCUGGUCCUGGGGACGCCCCAUACCCCUCAGACUAUGGAUUACCAGUAGGUGGAGCGCGCACGCUCCGGGUGUGGCAGCGUGCUCCACCAGUUCUUCCCCCAGUGUCGGCACUCAAACGAGUACUCACGAUCACGAGGCCCUCAGAUGACGGCUUUCAAGACGGCUGUGCUACUGACGUAUAGGGUGACAGAUGUUAUUUUCUCUAAAUGUGAAUAUUGUAAAUAAAAGACUUGGACCCUGAUUCACUAUAGCAUUAUGAUCUUAAGUACAUUCAAAAUAUUAUAAUGUAUAUAUAUAUUUUUGCAUAGUGCCGUGAGAUGUGGGACAGAUUUUUUUGUAUGUAAAACACCUCUGUUACCAUGAGUUACUAUUCUGUUACCUUCCAAAAGAAGUGAUAAAUCAAUAAUAAUACCGUUUUUCUUAAAAAAUAUAUUAAUUGAAUUGUACUUGAACUAAAAAUGCUAAAGCACAAUUUUAGUAUUUUAGAAAUAUUGGUAAAAUUGGUAUUUUGCUUGGGGACUACAUUUUGUGCUAAAAUGACCUAUUUAAAGUUACCUUUGAGAAACAAAUAAAAUCAUGAAGACAUUAGGUUUUUUGGAAUAGUGAAUUAGGGACCGUCGUACUUGUAAAAGAUGAUGUAAUAGGUAGAUUUUGUAUUAUAAUAUAAUAAUUUAUUAAUAAUAAUUAGUGGAAAGUUACAUUGGGUCCUGAUAUAUAGGAUCCACGACUGAUUAGUUGAAAGAAGUAACAGUAAGUUAUUACGUGAUAUGGAACGGUAUUAUAUAAGAUCGCCAAAUGAUUAAAGUUAUACUGAUUGUAAUAUAUCCUGAAUGUUGAAAUUCUGAAUAGAUGUUACAUAAUUAAUAAAGUCGUAAGUAAUAUGACAACAAAAGCAAAAUAUCCAAAGAAUUUUCCCUCUAAAGUAAUACAAUAAUGUGUGUUACUAUAAUGUAUUAUUAAUGUAAUGCACGGUAAAUGUUAUUUGAUGUAAGAUAAUGUAUGUGAGUAUUUUAUGUUGAAAAAUAUAAGAAUAUAGAGAUAAAAAAUAAAAAAUGGGAAAAUAAUAAACAAGGCGAUUAUAAAACUUACAA
This is a messenger RNA of Bicyclus anynana (squinting bush brown), 3144 nucleotides long. It is a transcript of the gene Noki, whose product is annotated as leucine-rich repeat, immunoglobulin-like domain and transmembrane domain-containing protein 3. The record is from RefSeq and is a predicted model, not a curated record. Gene Ontology annotation, molecular function: protein binding. The coding region runs from base 295 to 2235 and encodes 646 amino acids. NCBI's taxonomy places the organism in Eukaryota, Metazoa, Arthropoda, Insecta, Lepidoptera, Nymphalidae. The transcript has a single exon.